Molecule: messenger RNA, 1234 nt
Organism: Sabethes cyaneus
Lineage: Eukaryota; Metazoa; Arthropoda; Insecta; Diptera; Culicidae
Gene: mRpS31
Product: 28S ribosomal protein S31, mitochondrial
Exons: 3
Coding region: 75-1205 (376 amino acids)
Cellular component (GO): mitochondrial small ribosomal subunit
Molecular function (GO): structural constituent of ribosome
Source: RefSeq, a predicted model, not a curated record
CAACAUAAACAAAUCCACGAGACUGUAAAUUAUUUCUGUAAUUCACUUCUAUUGGUCAGGAAAGAUUGGUAAAAAUGUUACGGAUUGUUCGUUAUCAUCUGAGCCGGUUACAUAAGAACUAUGCCGGUGGUACUCGGUUAAUCGCCAGUAGAGAUUUCUGUGAUGACUCGAAGAACAACGCUGGUGACAAGCCGAAGGAGGAGAAAUCAGACGGAAAAGUGAACGACAAUAAAUCUUCCGAUGCAAAAUCUGCAACUACGCUGAAACGGCUGAACGAAUUACUGGCUUUGAUGAGCCCAACCAACGAGGUGCAAUUAGUGCAAAAGGUGCAGUUAGCGAAACCGGCGAAACAGCGCAGAGAGAAAGCCCAACAACCAAAGCAGGGUUUAGAUUCGGAUUCUGAAUCUGACGAUGAUAAAUCGACCAAUUUAGCCGAAGCAACCCGUGCGGUUGCUAACGCCAUGGGCGGUGACCCGAAGAAGACCGAGGCUGAGCUGCUGGCUAAGCUGCUCGGUAGCUCGUCAGAUGCCGGCAGUAAUUUGGGUGACGUUAUUAGCGGGAUGCAGAUUGAUAAAGGGGACGGUAAAAAGGAUAAAAAGGAUCGCGAUAUACGGUUGACCAGAAGCAAUUUGGUGCGAAAGUCAAUAGAAACGAAAACUAGAAAAGAGUAUUCAAAAGUAUCUCGAGACCGUCAGCGACCAUCGGUAAUGGUACAGCCCACCGGGCCAAGUGUGAAACUAUUUGAGGAAGAACCAUUAAACAUUUUUACCGAUCCAGCAUCUUUGAAAGACAGUCCGGAUAUUUUGGAUACAUGGAAAAGGCUGCAGGAUCGCGAGCUGCGCUUGGCAGUGACACAUCCACCGGCGAACUAUUUCCAGAAAAUGGCCUUGUGGAGUGAGCAGGGAAAGUUGUGGAAAUUCCCUAUCGAUAACGAGCAAGGGCUGGACGAAGAAGCGAAAGUAUCCUUUACAGAUCAUAUAUUCCUGGAGGAGCACCUGGAAUCGUGGUGUCCAACACGAGGACCGGUGAGACAUUUCAUGGAACUGGUGUGUGUGGGCCUUUCGAAGAAUUACUUCAUUACUGCUCAGGAGAAAAAAGAACACAUUCUCUGGUUCCGCGAUUAUUUCGAACAGAAGAAAGAUUUGCUGCAACAAGUUAUCGUAGAGAAAAAGGAGGCAUCGGGCGAAAAACAAAUUGAAACGUAAAUCGGAAGCUAGUAACUGUAGAACAAGAA